UCUGCGCAGCUGAGCGCUCACAGCACGACCACCGCACAAACCGACAAACUUCGGAUAAACUUUCACUAACUUUGUUUCCGUCUGUCCAAUCCUCCAAAUGUGUCUCUCUUCUCUAUUAGAAGCGGGCGCCGGUGGCUUCGGUUGAUAGAAACGAUCGCUGAAAUCUUUGCCACUUUUUUUUUCUGCCUUCUUCUAUCGUUGGGGUCAGUAACCUGUGGAGAGAGCAAUUUACCGAAAACUUUCUGUAGUGGCGUUUAAACAGUAUUGUCGCCUGUCUAAGAGGCAAAAGUGUGUUUUUAAAAAAUAUAUAUUUUCGAAGCAGAGAAAAAACAACUAUUUGUCACUAACGGGGAAGUUCAGGUCUCCACCUGCUGCGAGAUAAGACAGGCAAAAGUGACUGCCAAGGGCACAGACCACCUGCCCUGAGGAGUCAAGGAGAGAAGGAAGGAAGGAAGAACGAGAGGAAGGAAGGAGACAGAUCAUCUAUUGUUGCCCUCUGACCCAUACUGUAUGCAGAUGUAUGCUGAGAAAGUUGUGACAGAGGGGAAGAUGGGGAACAGGGGAAUCUCUCUGACCUGUGUGUUGACGCCCUGCCGUGUGAUUGGGGUGUGUGUGAUGCUGAUGACCUUGGGAGCCAUCGGAGCAGCCGUCUGGGCCGUAGGUCAGACCACGGGCUUUCACUCAGACACACAUUAUUGGCCAACAUGUGGUGACCAUAAUCUUGUUGUUUUUUAUUUCAAGUUACGUAUUGCACAAUGGAGGAAGACACAGGACUGUAUGAUGUCCAGGUAAAUUCUGCUGACCAACAUCUCAGAGUCUUUGACUCUGCCCAGAGGAGAUGGCGCCAGGUGUGUUCCUCCUCAGCCAAUGAACUGCUAGCUAGCAUCAGCUGUGAAGAAGUGGGCUUUGUCAGUGUGGUGAAUUACUCAGUCACAUCAGUGCCAGAGGCCAGUGCAGAUGGUGGGGAGUUCUUCUGUGUCCGACAGGAGGAGCUCAGCUUCGGCAAGAAAAUCAAAGACUCGUUGUUCCCAUGUGACUGUGAGAGCAGGGAGGUUCUCACACUGUUGUGCCAAGACUGUGGCAGGCGUAGUUUUGCAGCAGACCGUAUAGUUGGUGGUGUGGAUGCCAGGCAGGGCAGUUGGCCUUGGCAGGUCAGCUUGCAGUACGACGGAGUUCAUCAGUGUGGGGGAUCCAUCAUCUCGAACCGAUGGAUUGUCUCAGCAGCUCACUGCUUCCCCGAGCGGUAUCGCUUUGUUAACCGCUGGCGUGUUCUCCUGGGCUCCAUCUAUAAUAAACCAGUCAACGCCAACGUGGCGGAGGUGAAGACCAUCGUUUACCACAGCAGCUACCUGCCCUUUGUAGAUGCUAACAUCGAUGACAACAGCAGGGACAUCGCUGUUCUGGCUCUCGCCCAGCCCCUCACUUUCAAUGAAUACAUCCAGCCCAUUUGCCUGCCAGCAUACGGUCAAAGACUAAUAGAUGGACAGAUGGGAACAGUAACAGGCUGGGGAAAUGUAGGAUACUAUGGUCAUCUAGCAGAUAUUCUCCAGGAAGCGAACGUCCCCAUCAUCAGUGACAAUGUCUGUAAUGCCCCUGAUUACUAUGACAACCAGAUCACCACCAGUAUGUUUUGUGCUGGUUAUGAGAAAGGAGGCACUGAUGCCUGCCAGGGAGACAGCGGCGGCCCUUUUGUGGCAGAUGACUGUCUGUCUAAGACCAGUCGGUAUCGUCUGCUGGGGGUGGUGAGCUGGGGAACAGGCUGUGCCAUGGCCAAGAAACCUGGCGUCUACACCAGAGUCUCUCGAUUUCUGCCAUGGAUAUCUACGGCCAUGAGGAACUAUCACAACUCACCGGGGGUUCACAAAUUGGCCCGGACAUGAGAUUCCUACUCCCAUGUUUCUAUUUUUUCUACUCUUGGAUGACAACAUUAAAAUAACUCGUAGAUGUCAACGGGGACUGUACACUUUCAUAGUGAGCAUUUAACCAGUUCCUGAAUCAAUUGGCUCUUAAAAGCCUGUAUCUUUGCGGUGACAGACAGAGAUAUAAAGUGUUAAACUCAUCAGCAUCAAAGGUCGACUUACUUAUUAUUGUGAUGUUAAAUAUUGAUAAAAGGGCAAAAGUGAAAUAAUAUUAGAAUUACCAUACUGGAAUUAACAUGCCAGUUCUGUAAAAUAAAAUAAGAUGAUGAGAUAACUGUCUUUUUUAGCUGCAUACUUUUCACUAGAACUCAUGUUAGAAAUAACCAUUAUGACUAAUGAGCUCACCAGCAUUCAGACUUGUAAAGGCUCAGGUUCAUCUUAAGCAUUGUAGGUGUAAUUGCUGAAUGAUUGAUACAGUAAGAGACUUAAAUCCCUUACGUGGUUUUAUCUUGUUCUACAUGAGUCACUGUCUUCAGUGCCAGCAGACUGCGCCCUCGAUUUGUAAUAAAGAUCAGUAAAGAUCUUGUGCAAACUCUCUUUCACAUUGUGCAACACUAAGACGCAAGCAGACACACACACACGUAUGUAUUUUUAUAUGCAGCAGCCUGAGUUUUGUAUGAAAAAUAAUUAUUCAAAUUUCCACAUGAACUGGUGAAGAUGCUUAAAUUGAAAUCAGUAUUUGGUUGUUGUCUUGUAAAUAUUAGUCAAUGUUUUUGUUUAUGUAGAUGUUUUUUGAGACAUGUUACUGAUGUUCAUGAUACUGAUGUUCAUGAUCCACAGAUCUUAAAGCCAAGAGUGCAAUAACAAGUUAAAUCACUUUCUCAGAAUAUCCUUUUCUGCAGCAUAUUGAUGACCAGAUUUCAAAUGGUAAUGAUGUGUCAGCACAUUAACUGCGAUAAAUGGGUACUUGUUAUUUACUAAAAUGUCCUACAGUCAUAUUUAACAUAAACCACAAAAACAACAUUUGAGGAAAUGUGCUAGGAUUUGAUUUGUCAGGAGAGAAAUAAGUCGCUAUACUACUGUACAUUUGUUUUAAAAGUGAGUGAACUUUUACAUUAAAACAAAGAAGGACAGACAGGAUCCACACACUGGAUUCAAGCUCUCAAAACUUUACUGGUCUGUAGAAAGGAAGUGUUUUGACCCAAUCUGGCCUUCAGGCAACUGGCCAAAGAUCAGGUGUACUGUACGUUGGCACAAAAAUGACUGCACCCUGCUGACAUCAUGAGCAAACACAAAAUAAACGACAAUAUUUUACAAUAUGUCAAGAUACAUUAUUAAAAAAUAUAAUGUAGAAAGUUAUUACUGUAGAUACAUAUAUACUGUAUACUGCACCUGGCCUUAAUAAAGGAUGGGAUGUGAACACAACUAACUUUCUGCAAAAUAGACUUUAAUCCCUUCUGGCACUGAUUUUUAGCUCCUGACUAAACACAAUGUCAUUUGCAUUCAUAAAGUCCUACAUCUCACCACCAGUCCCCCCUUUGAAAUCAAAUAAAUGUAUGAACAUUUAGAGCAAUUAUGUUUAGAAGAGAUAUAAAUAUUAAAAAUGUAAAUUGUUGCAUUGUAUUGAAAUAAAGCCUUGAUUA
Molecule: messenger RNA, 3502 nt
Organism: Micropterus dolomieu (smallmouth bass)
Lineage: Eukaryota; Metazoa; Chordata; Actinopteri; Centrarchiformes; Centrarchidae
Gene: hpn
Product: hepsin
Exons: 13
Coding region: 756-1880 (374 amino acids)
Biological process (GO): proteolysis
Cellular component (GO): membrane
Molecular function (GO): serine-type endopeptidase activity; serine-type exopeptidase activity
Source: RefSeq, a predicted model, not a curated record